Purpureocillium lilacinum is the source of this 1119-nucleotide messenger RNA. RefSeq lists its product as uncharacterized. The record is from RefSeq and is a predicted model, not a curated record. NCBI's taxonomy places the organism in Eukaryota, Fungi, Ascomycota, Sordariomycetes, Hypocreales, Ophiocordycipitaceae.
AUGGCAAAGGGCUUUGUGCUAAACAGACUUCACCAGGCCACAAUCAACCGAUCCGUCUCACGGUAUGAGACCACCGCCGUAUACACUCACCCUGACGCCAAGGUCGACAUUGUCCUCGUGCACGGCUUGAAUGGCUGCCCCGACAAGACGUGGACGUCCAAAGACGGAGUCUUCUGGCCCGUGGACCUGCUGCCGGCGUCGCUCAAGGGCCUGCAAGCCAACAUCCUGGUGUACGGGUACAACGCCGACGUCUACUCUCGGCGCAACGACCGCAGCGCGAGCGACAACUUUAUCCACCAGCACGCACAGACCCUCGUGACGAGCCUGACACUGUUUCGCAAGAGCGAGGGCACCUUCAAGAACCCCAUCAUCUGGGUUGCGCACAGCCUGGGCGGCAUCUUGGUGAAGCGCGCUCUGCUUUACUCCAACGACGUGCGAAGCUCCCACCACGAGGAUUAUCGGUCCAUCUACGUGUCGACGUUUGGUCUCAUGUUUCUCGGCACGCCUCACACGGGGUCCGACAUGGCAACAUGGGGGCUCGUACUACAGGGCAUGUCCGACGCCAUCAUGCCCAAGAAGUUCUUUGAGUCCGAGUCGGUGCUGCUAAAGACCCUCAAGAAGGAUAACGAGACGCUGUCCAACAUCAACAACCACUUCUUGGACAUUUACCAGCGCUUCAGGAUCCACAUGGCACACGAGAACCACAAGACGGACAUUAAGGGCACCAAGAUGCUCGUCGUAGAUGCCAACUCGGCCAGCCCGCAGCUCCCCGGCGUCACGUACUACGGCGUCGAGGCGACGCACGCCCAGAUGUGCAAGUUUUCGAGCGCCAACGCCCCUGGCUACCGCGCGCUGUCGACAGACAUCAGGCAGUGGGUCAUGGACGCGCCGGCGCUCAUCGACGUGCGGUGGCAGGUGGAGGAGCAGGAGCGCGCGACGCGCAUGAGGCACGAGAUCCACGAGAGGAUGUCCCCAUUUGUGAGUCAGCUCAUGGCUGCGGCUGGUGCUGCUGACGCCGGGCGCUGUCCUUCGCCCAUCACCCUCGGCCCCGGCGGCAUGCAGUACCAGCACCAGCACCCGCACCCGUUUGCCGGUCAGAUCCAGAUUCUGAUAGGGUGA